CUCUCUUGCUCUCUCUCUCUCUCUCUGGCGGUCCUCCUGCAUCACCCAUCCAUGAAUUAAGGCUCUUUGGAGGUGGCACCAUGCUGCGUCGGAAGCCAUCCAAUGCCAGCGAGAAAGACCCGGUCCAAAAGAGGAAGCUGUCGCUGCAGCGGUCCAGCAGUUUCAAAGAUUUUGGCAAAUCCAAACCCAGCUCCCCGCUGGCGAACAACAAGGCAUUCAGCCUCGAAGAGGAAGAGGUUCUUGAAGGUAACCCACCACCUAGCCCGGAUGACGUGGGACGCUCAAAGCUGGGCAAGAGAUGGAGAGCCGCCAUUUCCCGGACCAUGAACCGGAAGACGGGCAAGGCAGUCGCUAAAACAUUGGUAGAUCAGGGACACGAUGAAUCCGAGACUCCUGCGUCUCCAGCCCACAGUCCUGUUGAAGAAGACCUUCCCAUCUUUCCAGUCACAACUCAGGAGACUAACAGCCCCAGUGCCUCCAACGAAAGGGAAUUGUUCAGUCCCACCAUGAGCAGCCACUGCAGCAAGGAAGAGAUCAUCUCUACCCCGUACAACGGACCCUUCUGUGGAAAAGCCAAGGUUCACACGGAUUUUAUUCCCAGCCCUUAUGACAAGGACUCUCUGAAACUUCAGAAAGGGGACAUCAUCCACAUCAUUGCAAAACCUCCCGUCGGAACCUGGACCGGCCUGCUGAACGACAAAGUCGGCUCCUUCAAAUUUAUCUACGUCAGCAUCAUCCCUGAAGAGACCGUCUCGGCUAUGAAGACCUGUUCGCGGCACCGGAGCAAAAGGCCCAAGCCCAAAACCUUGCAGGAACUGUUGCAACGGAUGAACCUUGAGGAGCACAUCUCUACACUGUUACUAAAUGGUUACCAGACCGUGGAGGACUUCAAGGAGCUGCAAGAGAAUCACUUGAAUGAAUUGAACAUCACUGACCCACAGCAUCGCACCAAGCUGCUUACAGCCGCUGAUCUACUGCUGGAUUAUGACACGAGCAGCGAGGCCGAAGAGGAAGGAGGCAUCUUGGAAGGUCAGCUCUUUCCCGGAGAGCUCAAAGAAGACAUUCCCCGCGAUUCCGGCUGUUUUGAAGGGGCGGAGACUUUGGACAGUGGGCGGGAAGAAGACGUGAAGCUCGAGGAGGGGCUGCCAUCCCAUUCUCUGACCAGUUCAGGCUGAAGUGAAGGCCCCACUAUCUGCAUCCUGAGCCCCGGUUGGUUGGUUAGUUAGUUGGUUGGCUGGCAAGCAAGAGCUUCCUUCCCCUGCCAAGAUAACUCUUUAGGCCAAGUAAGAAUACAGCUCCAACUCCUGGCUGAUGAUGAAGGAGAAGGCUCGGAUCCAGAAUCUGCACUGAUUACUGCAUCAAAGACACCGUUGCCAGACUGUUGCAUGCCAGAGGCUCCCCUUUCAGAGUUUGGCCUGCGGCGAGGAGGCCCUAUGUUGAGAUCUCCAAGGUCCCUUCCAACUGUUACUAUUACUUCCCAAGAAGCAACCGAACUCCACUCUGCCUCCGUGUGCCCAAGUCUCCUCUUUGGUGCAAAGAGUGUUUGCUUGCCACACCACCACCACCCCGACAGCUCUGCGCAAUCCAAAUACCGCCAGAAAGAUGGACAAAGAACUUCUGAAUGGGGCUGGGGCUUCUUCCAUCCUUCCGUCGCUGAGGAGGAGUCCCCACUCUUGUAGCUGUAGUUGGGAAGGACAGGGGUGGGGGUGGGGGGACUCUGCUCUGUUUCUUUUCCAAUAGAUCUACUUUAUUUGUAAACAGCUAGGGGUGUUUUGCAGCUUUAGGACAAGAUUCUAAUGAAGGACCGGUAGGUGCAAUUUCUAAACUGGCUUACUGUAUGAAAUGGCAAGCACUAUUCUCUGGGUACUGAUCUUUCCAAUAAAGCAUAUUUUUCUCUGGAGUGUA
Messenger RNA from Pantherophis guttatus, 1905 nucleotides. It is a transcript of the gene SASH3, whose product is annotated as SAM and SH3 domain containing 3. The record is from RefSeq and is a predicted model, not a curated record. Gene Ontology annotation, molecular function: protein binding. Gene Ontology annotation, cellular component: nucleus; cytoplasm. Gene Ontology annotation, biological process: positive regulation of adaptive immune response; positive regulation of immunoglobulin production; positive regulation of B cell proliferation. NCBI's taxonomy places the organism in Eukaryota, Metazoa, Chordata, Lepidosauria, Squamata, Colubridae.